AUGCCCUCAUUACUUCCUCAUAUGAUGGAGGACUCAUGGCAAAACUGGCUUUCUUAUUUGGGAAUGAAUGCGAACUGUGGCUACACCAUCGGUGUACCCUUUGAAGAGAUGGUAUGGUUGAACAGUAGGCAGGGUUGUGAUAGCCCUAACAAUGAGGUAACAUUUAAUGGGGUAAAUGAGGAACACUCAGAUUGUGUAGGGAAGCAUGAGGAGUUGGAGGAGAAGGGAAGGGAGAAGAGAGGAACAAAAAGGGUAAGAACCUCUUCUGAGAUAGAAUAUCACCUAAUGUCAGAGAGAAAAAGGAGACAGGAUAUAGCAGAGAAAUUCAUUACACUCUCAGCCACCAUACCUGGCUUGAAGAAGAGAGACAAGGCCUCUAUACUUGGGGAAGCCAUAAAGUACAUGCGACAACUUCAACAACGCAUAGCAGUGUUGGAAAAAACGAGUAAUAAUAACAGUGAAAAGGCGUUAAUCAUCACUAAAACACAGCUUUGUUGGGCAUCAUGUGAAGCAAACUCUAACAGUGAAGUGGUCCCUGAAGUUGAAGCAAGAGGGUUAGAGAAUGAAGUGCUGAUUAGAAUCUACUGUGAGAAACAAAAGGGCAUCAUUCUCAACUUAAUGACCCUUCUAAAACAUGUUCAUCUGUCAGUAACCAGUAGCAGCAUAUUGCCAUUUGGAAAUUCUCUUCUCAACAUCAUCGUAGUUGCUCAGAUAAGUGAGAAGUACAACUUGACGGUAUCUGAUUUGGUUAAUACGUUGAAGCAGGAUCUUUUGAAGUUUUAUAAGGUGUAA
Sphenostylis stenocarpa is the source of this 792-nucleotide messenger RNA. Lineage: Eukaryota; Viridiplantae; Streptophyta; Magnoliopsida; Fabales; Fabaceae. The record is from the annotation of a GenBank genome assembly.